AUGACGGCGGCGAAGAAGCGUUUUGUUUUGGCGGUUGCCAACCACUUGGGCGGUGAGGAAUGCGCGGGACCCGUCGGCGUAUUACAAAUCUACGUCGGAGAUCGGUUGUGCGUAACCGCAUCAAAAGAUGGGUGGUGCUACGGGUAUAAACUUGACGCCCCAUCGAACCCAGGCUUAUUUCCCGAAGCCGCGGUACGGGAGCUGAAAGCCAAGCUCCGGCUAUCCAGCAUUGUAAACGGGUUGAAUGGCGACAUGGAAGCAUCAGUCGAUGCACCUUCUGAAGGAAUUCCGCUAGCUGCUGAGAUCGAAGUGGUUUUGCAGGAAUGGUGGGAUAGAAUCAAAGAUCUGUAUUCCAAAAACACGGAACUCCACUGGAUGGACGAGGUGCUGAACACGAUCGACGAGUUGCUUUUGACGCGUAAGAAACUGCUUUCCGGUGGCGUGCCGUCUGAGGAAAUUGCCCAGCUCACCACAACAACGGCCGCAACGAUUGAUCGCGUGAAUAUGCUCCUGUCCCUGAACGUGUCGAUUCGAAAGCCAAACGGGCAGCCAAGUAAUGUGGAAAAUAUGUCAAUGUUGGAAUUGUAUGAAGAGCACAAGAAAGCGCAGUUGAAAAUGUCGGUGGAUCCGAACGAAAACAACAACGACAGCGGCAUAUUUUCGAUACUUUUUGAAGUGGGCUCGGUGACGAUAAAGGACAAAUACGAUUGCGUGUUCAUCUAUCAAAUUUACGAUUUGACGAGCGGGAUUUAUUUGACAGAGCCCUUUUCCUUCAAAUGGAGCGCCGAGACGCAAAAAUUGACGGAGCACGGCUCGCGGGCGCUUUUCUGCGACCUUUGCGAAAAGGAUACCGCGAGAAAGCUGGUUCUACUGGGAAGAGUAAUCCGAAAUGCUCCAAUUGAAGGCUCGGGAACGAUGAAGAAAGUCCCGGAUCCGCAACAUUUUUGCCGACAAAUGACAGCUUUCGAUGUGAUGGAUUUGCGCCCAGUUUUUGAGCGCAAUGAUGAGAUUGAGAAAGUCGUAUUUUAUAACCGUGAUGACGCUCUACCUGCCACCCUGAAAAAUCUAGCCGUUUGCGAGAAGUUUGAGGUCAAGCUGUCAAAUAUCAUGAAAGCGGAUGAGGAUUGUAAAGCUAUGGUCACCCUCCAAAAACUCAACGGUCUUUCCGAAAGCCUAAACUCAAAGUAUCCGCACGUUUUCUCGAGAAGCGUGCCGGUCAGCGUGUUGAGGACUGAUCUCUCGAUGGCUACGUUGAGCGAAAAACUGCGCAGCGACUUCUAUCUUACGCUCGAUUCUGCCGAGAUUUAUGGGAGGUUUACGGACAAGAAUAUCGAAUGCCGGGUGUCACUUUUGAAGCCCGAUGGAGCGCCGUUGGAGAGGAGCUUUCUUUUCAUCGAGUCGGAAGACACGAGAAGCAGCUCUCAUCAAUCUAUCGUUUUUCUGCACGACGAAAAGCCGAAGUAUAUGGAAACGAUAAAGAUCCGACUACCAGAAGGCGUUAGCGAGGAUUUACACGUCAAAUUCGUUUUCUAUUCGCGAAGGCCCUACGACAAAAAUAAGGCCGAAAAAGGCCCGGUGGCCAUAGCUUACCUCAAGCUUUUGGAGCACUCGAUCUUGGUGCAAGACGGCGAGCACGAUUUGUUAGUUUACAAGGUCGAAUCCCAAGGCUACACUGAACAAAAUGUAACCUAUCUAUCGUUUCCGGAAAUGCGCUCUCAUUUGGGGGCUUCAACAAAACCCCCGCAAAAUAAUCUCUUCUCACUGAUGGAAAAGGGUCAACUGCUGGUCAGGACCCAGGCUUGUUCGAAUAUUUAUACGCACAAUGUGGAUUUGCUGAAUAUUUUGCGAUGGGAAGUCGUUCAACAAAACAUUUUGGAAAAUUCGCUCGUUUCUCUGGCAAAAAGAGCUGCCGAACGGAUACCAGAGCUCGAAAUCGAGCUUAUGAAGAAUUUGGAAAAGCUGCUGGACACGCUUUUUGAGAUGCUAAAAGCCAAAGAUGCGCUCGAAUUGCGGAUUUUUGACGCGCUGGUGGCCGUUUUGAAGCUGGCUGAAGACCCGAGGAAUCCCGCGACUUCACGGCAUCUAGCCACCUACAUCUCGAAGUUUAGAUUCCAGACCGUGGCGCCGAAAUUGAUAAACUGCAUCAACCACUAUCUGAGCUCGAAGGACACCACGAAAAAUGACAAGACGAUGAGCACGCUGAAGCUGUUGGGGACGCUCGCGCAGUUGAUUGUCAACAGCAAGCUGUUGGCGGAUAGUAUGAACAGGCUGUCAAAGCUUGAUACCAAGAUGAUCAGAAUGCGCGACCCCAUGCCCGGAUUUUCCGAAAUGGUCGACGCAAUGCUCGGUUCUUUCGUGCUUUUGAUGUCAGAAGAGGGAGAAAGAAUGCCGAUGCAAAAUACAGCUCUUCGACAUCUCCCUUCAGCCAUUCCACAUCUAGCCCAAGUUUUUGACUCUACGCUCUUGACCCAUCGCGUCGUGCACAUCAUCAACGCGUUUGGGCCGAAAAUUGUCGAGCAAGAGCGGCUGCAAUUUAUCGGGAAAAUCGUGGAGAGCGAUUUGUUCUUGGACACAAAUUCGCGCUCCAAGCUCUUCAAGGUGUGCAUCGCGCAGCUUUUAUCGUGGCUGGACCAUGAGGAAAUUGAGAGCAGAGAAACGGCAAAGUCGGCAAUUGCGGCGGGCAGAAUUUUGGGAACGAUGCUUGAUCGACUAUGGCCACUUACUGGCUUCCAAGAAGGCUACGCCGACGAGCUGGCGCUAAUUCUGGAAUACUGCAGUCGGCCCCUGAUUCGAUCAUUGUAUCUGAUUUCGCAGUAUCGAGCAGCUGAUCUCGAAAUCUCGGAAGGCAGAGGCCUGCUCUUCGCCGUGAUUCUCGCCAUUUUCAACCGGAUCUCGGACACAAUUUUCUUAAACUUUUUGGCGACGCGGCGAUUCAAUCAGGAUCGAAUGGACGUUAUUCUGGAGCUUCUGCAAAUGCUGCGCGAUUGUCUGGGGAAAAGCCCGUAUCCACAGACAUGGGCCCAGAUGACGUUGGCGCAGAAUCGUGUCGUUCACAAAGCGCUACGGCUGAUCCAUUCCGCCAUAAGCCGCUUCUUCCCCGGCGAAAGUGUUUCUACCGAGUUUUACGAUCUUGCGCAAGGCUACUUAUUGACGGUCGUCUGCUUCAUCAACCAAAUCACGGUCAAUCGAAACGGAGAACCGAGCAGAGAAGAUGAACAAGCCGCCCAUCUACAGCGCCAAGCCACAAAUGAGAUUAGAAGCAUGUGGACCCCGAUUAAUAUGGUGCACAAAGUCCAAAAAUACACCCACCGAUUGAUCGGCUCAUUCCUGCAAGUGGCCCUGAUCCCCGAUGAGGAGAUCAGGGAAACGAUGAUCGUCAUUUUCGUGGAUAUGUUGGAGUGUGAGCAUGCGUUGAAGGGAAGUGAAGGUAUCAAGAAGUUUUCCGAUGAAUUCGUGGCCCAACUCGAUCGGCUGGUGAUGAAAGGGCACGGGACCCGGUCUUUCCGAAAUGAUUUGGUGAAAUCGAUGAUGAGCCAUUGCAAAAUCACUGAAAACUUGCCUGCCUUGUCGGAAGAAGACCGAAUCUGGCGCACAGAAGUCGAAGCCUUCAUCGACCGUAUCCGCCGUCUCCUCGGCCACCUCUUCGAAUACCGUGAUGCCAAGGACGCCUCCGACUGUAUCGAAAUCGAGAUGAGCCGCACCGUGCAGCUGAUGAAGUUCUACAACUCGCUCGGACUGGCCGAUCUGCACAUUGCAUAUGUGUACAAGCUAUACGAGCUCCAUUCCCAAUAUGGGAAUGAUAUCGAGGCGGCUAAUACGCUGUUGAUGCAUGCCGAGAAGCUGAAAUGGACCGAGGCGGAGGUGCCUGGAUUUUUGGUGAAGAACUCGCUGAAUCGGCAUUGCGCUACGGAGCGGCAGUUGAAGGAAAACUUGUCGUUGAAUAUUGCCGAUUUGUUUUCGAGAGGCGACAUGUGGGAAAACUCGAUCGAAAUGCUCCGCCAACUCCAAGAAGUCUACUACUCGAUGGAUUAUGACUACGACAAAAUGGCCGAGCUCCUCAUCCACCAGGCCGAUCUCUUCAAAAAGAUCGGCAAAGAGAAUCGAGCCUUUUUCUACUUCUAUCUCGUCGCCUUCUACGGAAAUGGAUAUCCCCCAUUUUUGAAUGGCAAGAAAUUCGUGUUCCGGUCGGACCAGCUCGAGCGGCACCCGGAUUUCUUGCAGCGCAUGAAGCAGAUGUACGGCAAUCCGGAGACGUACACGACCAUGGAUGAUUGUUCGCAUUUGCAAAACGGGAAUGGAAGGCAUUUACAGAUCUUCAAAGUCGACCCGAUCCCUCGAGACGUGGCCAUUGGCCAAGCCGUCAACCCGGCGAUAAAGGAUUACUACCGGAACUACAAUAUCCAAUCCUUUGAAUAUAUACGGAUCCACGGGAAAAAGGAGACGAAAUGGACCGAGUUGGAGGAUAAUGAAAUGCUGAGGACAUGGGUGAUACGAAGGGUCGUCCAUGUUGAGGAGCCACUGCCAUCAGCGUUGCGAUUCUCGCAUGUUGAAGCUGAACCGAUUCCUGAAGAGAUUUCACCCCUAGCGCUGGCUGUUCAGGGCAUGAAAAACAAAAACGAGCGCCUCAUCGAAUCGGCCCAAAAAGUCCUUCACAAUCCCCUGUUCUCCAUUCGGAACUUUGCCGGAGACGUCCAAGGCGUCGUUCAAGCCUCCGUGAUGGGUGGAGUGAAGAAUUACGAGGUAUUCUUCAGCGAUGCCUGUGCUGCCAUCAUUGACGACGACGAGCGGAGGCUUUGCGACGAGUUGAGAGAGCUGAUUGUUGAGCAGGUAUCCAUUGUGGAGUACUGCAUCUACGCGCACGGUACUCGAGCCGAAGCGGACAAGAAUAUUCACAAUUUCCUGAUUGAGGGAUUCCGGGAGCACAAGGGCUAUGUUGACCGGAAGUUUGGGCAGACGACCACCCGACUACCAGCCGGUGCCUCAAUCUACAAUUGUGCCGUCGAACCUCUACCAAACCCGGGGCUGGGUGAGAAGGAGAAGAAGCCGAGCUCGACAAGCCUCGGGGCACAGCUGUUUGCCGAGGACCCGAAUAACAGCUCAUUCACGUCGCAGUCGUCGAUAAUUACGGCCGGGUCGAACACGCUGAAGAAGGGCUUCCAGAAGUACUUCAAUUCGGGGCCCAGGAAGAGCUUUAGCUCGCUUUCCGGGGUUGUCAUCAAGCAAGCCGAGAAACCAGCCGAAAUGUUCGAUCGGGUGAUGAAGACGGACCAGGUCGAGCAGUUGAAGCGCUACGUCAAAAACCACAGCCCGAUUAACUCACCGCAGAAGCGACAUAAUAGCCAAUCGUCACUCGAUACCUCGAAAAUUCGCCUAUCUGGUACGCCAAAAUCGCCCAUGAUGCCGCCGACGCCGCCGAGUACGGGGCGGAUGUCGAUGGACGAACAGUUGAAUAACGACGGGAAUGGAAACGGCACGUUAACCAGGAAGGCCAUGAAGCCGCUGCCUCCCAUCUCGUCCGACGUG
Messenger RNA from Mesorhabditis spiculigera, 5523 nucleotides. NCBI's taxonomy places the organism in Eukaryota, Metazoa, Nematoda, Chromadorea, Rhabditida, Rhabditidae. The record is from the annotation of a GenBank genome assembly.